AACCUCACCGUGACCGUCACCGACUGUGAGAAAGGGCUUCCUACGUGGUAAUAUAUUUGGCAACCCUAAUACCAGCCCUCUAUUUCUCAAACCCUAAACUCCAGUUUUUAAGAUAGUUGUUAUUGAUCAAAAUAAAAUUAGGAGAUGCCGGGUCUAACCUGCAACGCAUGUAACAAAGAAUUCCUGGACGAUGCAGACCAGAAGCUUCAUUACAAGUCUGAUUGGCAUCGCUACAAUCUCAAGCGCAAGGUAGCUGGAGUUCCGGGAGUGACGGAAGCUCUGUUUCUGGCAAGACAAUCGGCACUUGCUCAAGAGAAAGAGAAGCAGAAUGAGACCCCCAUGCUUUACAGUUGUGGUGUUUGUGGCAAGGGCUAUCGAAGUUCCAAGGCUUAUUCUCAGCAUCUCAAGUCACGAGCCCAUAUCAUGCAGGCUUCUCAAGGGACCAAUCACCCUCAAGAGGUGAAGGCAAUUAUCAAGCCACUUCCUCGUCGAACCGUGAACAAACCUCCCCAACCCAGGGAUAGAAAUGAUGAUGAAAGCCAAGAUGAGUGGGAGGAAGUUGAUCCAGAAGAAGAGUUGGUUGGUCAGGCUGCAAAUUCUUUAACCCAUUUGAAUGUUACCGAGGAUGGAGCUGGUGAUGAAAUGGAAGAAGAAGAGGAGGAGGAGGAGGAGCUAGAUCCAUGCUGUUGUUUUAUGUGCGACCUUGAGCAUGAUACCAUUGAAAGUUGCAUGGUUCACAUGCAUAAGUUACAUGGUUUCUUCAUACCUGAUGUUGAGUAUUUGAAGGACCCAGAAGGCUUGCUCACCUAUCUUGGCCUUAAGGUUAAGAGGGAUUUCAUGUGUCUGUAUUGUAACGAAAGGUGUCAUCCUUUCGCUAGCUUGGAAGCUGUUAGGAAACAUAUGGCAGCCAAAGGUCAUUGCAAGGUGCAUUAUGGUGAUGGUGAUGAAGAAGAGGAAGCAGAGUUGGAAGAAUUCUAUGAUUAUAGCAGCAGCUACGUGGAUGAGAGUGGGAAGCAGUUGGUUGCAGCUGGUGAUACAGGCAACUCAGUAGAACUUGUCGGUGGUUCAGAGCUUGUUAUAACCAAAAGAAGUGAUGAGGGAAUAUUGAGUAAAACACUUGGUUCCCGAGAAUACAUGCGCUACUAUCGGCAGAAGCCUCGUCCAUCACCUGCAAAUAACAUGGCCAUUACAGCUGCCUUGGCCUCAAGGUACAGGAGUAUGGGCAUAGCAACCGUGCAGUCAAGAGAGCAAAUGGUGAGAAUGAAAGUGAUGAAAGCAAUGAAUAGAGGGGGUGUGGAGGCAAUGCGUACAAAAGUUGGCGUGAAGAAUAAUGUCAUUCGGAACUUGCCCAAGAAUGUUCCGUAUUAGUCAGCACAUGGGUUAUCCUUCUCAGCAUUAUUAUAUUGUAAAUGUUGAGAACAUAGCACUUUUUUUAAUUUUGCUUGUACUGUCCCCAGUAAAAUCUAAGAUGUUAUGUCGGCUGUUUGAAAUGAAAAUGGAAGUAGAUGGAGGACUCGCAAUACAAUACAACGAAUACAAUUGGUUGAUUUGCUGAAAAGUGAUAUUAGGUAAUUUGUUCA
This is a messenger RNA of Gossypium raimondii (Peruvian cotton), 1580 nucleotides long. Its product is annotated as cytoplasmic 60S subunit biogenesis factor REI1 homolog 1. The transcript is spliced from 5 exons. The coding region runs from base 145 to 1368 and encodes 407 amino acids. Lineage: Eukaryota; Viridiplantae; Streptophyta; Magnoliopsida; Malvales; Malvaceae. The record is from RefSeq and is a predicted model, not a curated record. Gene Ontology annotation, biological process: ribosomal large subunit biogenesis. Gene Ontology annotation, cellular component: preribosome, large subunit precursor.